Messenger RNA from Ooceraea biroi (clonal raider ant), 4496 nucleotides. RefSeq names its product protein phosphatase 1 regulatory subunit 12B-like. Gene Ontology annotation, cellular component: cytoplasm. Gene Ontology annotation, biological process: signal transduction. Gene Ontology annotation, molecular function: enzyme inhibitor activity; phosphatase regulator activity; protein kinase binding. The record is from RefSeq and is a predicted model, not a curated record. NCBI's taxonomy places the organism in Eukaryota, Metazoa, Arthropoda, Insecta, Hymenoptera, Formicidae.
GACUCUCGCACGGCACGCGAGUGCAUGAGAGAGCGGCCAAGAAUAGCAGGGAGCACGCGGGUCUAUCUGUUCCGUAAAUGAGUGCCUGACGGAGGAGGUAUUCGACUGAAGGCGACUGAUCGCACGACCGCUCCCUCCGGUGACCCGUCACAAGGCGAGACUCGGCGCGAUCGACAAGUAAGACUCAAACGAGAACACGGCUCGCGCGCGCGCGAGUUCGCUCGCUCGUAUAUGGAGCAGACUCGCGGGAAACGCCUGUUUCACGUGCCGAAUCGCGUUCGGUGAAGCGAGUGUGUGUGUGUGUGUGAAUGGUGUGUGUAUCGUAUCCGUGUGCGGCCGUGCAUGUGUAUAGUGCAAUCACCGCGAUCGUCGCCGCCACCGCUGUCUUCGUCGUCGUCGUCGUGUCGUAGUUCUGUCUUACACAAAGAGAGAGAGAGAGAGAGAAAGAUAGUGGAAGCACGAAGUUAAAGACGCGCGGUGAAGAACUGGAGAGAAGAGAGCAAGUGAGAGAUAGAGAGAGAGAACAUAGACAGAUAAGUAGUUGGAGGGAAGGAGAGAAGGAGAGAAAGAAAAAGACGGACGAGCAAGCAAGAGCGAGUGAAUGAGCGAGUGAGACCUCGCGCGUGUGCGUCCGUGUCGCGACGCGCCCGCUUGCAUGUGUGUGCGGCCGCGCGCGUGUGCCAAGAAGCAAGAAGGAGCGAAGCCCGUGCGCGCGAGAAGACGUGAAGAAGCGGUCGUCGGAGCUGCUGGCCUACCGCCGUUGCUGCUCCGCCUGCCGCUGAGUGGAGGAGGAGGAGGAGCGCGGACGAGCGCUCGUGCGGGCGCCGUGAACGCGUCGUGCUUCUUAUUACUCGCCGCCGCCCGCUGCCUCCGCCGUCGCCGUCGCCGCCGUCGUCGUCGUCGCCGCCGGGGCAAUGUCUCUCGAGACACGUUCGAGCUCGGCCCUGUUCAAGCGAGCUGAACAGCUCAAACGCUGGGAACAGUCCGAGACGAAUCGCGAGCCCGCACAGCCGCGCCAGGUCGCGCGCAAGAUCAAGUUCUCCGCCGACUGCGUGUUCCUGGCGGCGUGCGCGGCCAGCGACAAGGAGGAGGUCGUGCGCCUACUGCAGAAGGGAGCGGACAUCAACACCGGGAACGUUGACGGUCUCACCGCGCUUCAUCAGGCCUGUAUUGACGAUGACUUGGACAUGGUGGAAUUUUUGGUGGAACAAGGAGCAGAUAUCAAUCGUGGAGAUAAUGAAGGAUGGACACCCUUACACGCUACAGCAUCUUGUGGAUUCAUAUCUAUUGCCAAAUACUUAAUAGAACAAGGAUGCAAUCUAGCAGCAGUUAACAAUGAUGAACUGGCUUUGGAUAUCGCGGAAAGCGACGAGAUGGAAGACAUGCUGCAACAGCAUAUAAAUAAGGCAGGUAUCGAUUGUGAUCAAGCGAGGAGCGAAGAGGAACGGUCAAUGCUGAAUGACGCGAAAGCUUGGCGGUCGGGUGCGCCAGGCAAGGAUUCUAUGCAUCCUAGAUCAGGAGCUACUGCACUUCAUGUCGCCACUGCCAAAGGCUACAUCAAAGUCAUGCACAUAUUACUACAAGCUCGAUGCAAUGUUGAUGCACAGGACUUUGAUGGAUGGACACCUUUGCACGGUGCGGCGCAUUGGGGGCAACUAGAAGCCUGCAAACUUCUUGUUGAGAAUGGCUGUGAUAUGGACAUGAAAAAUUACGCCGGCCAAACUGCUUUCGACGUUGCUGAUGCAGACAUCCUCAAGGCCCUCGAGGAUUUGAAAGAGCAGCAAGCACUUAUGAUGAAAGAGAAUCCGCAGACAAAUAAUAAAAAGCAAUCAUCUAUACCAAAGAAACGCGUCUCAGUAAAUACUGAUAGUACAGUAGCGGUGCAAGAAUCUGCAGACAUCUUUGAAGAGGAAACACCAAAUAAAGUUAAGAAGGUUGAAUUGGAGAUUCAAUCGGACAAAGAAGAUUCCAGCACUAGUACAAACAGUGAUGUCGAAGCAACACGUGAAACACACAUGGAAGAGAGUGAUGGUGAAGGUGAAUCUGAGACUAGCUCAGAAUCACACUCUUCCACUUUCAAUCAAUCUGAUAAGUCUAACCACGCGACAUGUCUUACAGAUGACGAAAAGAAAAAUAGAGUAAACAAAGAUGAAAAUGUGUCCCAUAGUCCAAUAUCUCCAGUCGAAACUAAUAAAGUUCCUAAUCAGGCUCCAAUAUUGCCUCCAAAACAACAGACUGAUAAUAACGAGGAAGGUGUCGUACCAUCUUGGAGACGUUCAGGUUCCUUUCGAAAUAGGAUGCAAAGUACUGAAACUACUAAUUCUACAUCUACAAAACUCGAGGAUAAGGAUAACAAUAUUAAGAUACCAACAGUACCAAACAAAGUUAGUGGAGAGCCUGAAGUGGUAUUAAGAAGAACGCAUAGUUUCGAAACGGACGAAAAGUUUUAUGAGCAGUACUUGGCAUUACGUGCCCGCAUCAAGACGUUCUCCUGCCCUACCCUCCACCGCUGCAAUGCAGCUACUCCUACUCACACCAAUGCUACGACCCGCUCUGCAUCUCUACGCGAAACACACAGAAAAAAAGACGUGAAAUUAAAUUUGGAAUUAUCAAGACUGCCACAAGGAAGCAAUACACUUUCACCAACAUCCGCAUCCAAAACAUUGGCAUCGAGUUUAUUGUCAUCCAUCACAACAACUACCACUGCCACAACAACAACAACAACAACAACAAGUCCUAUUCCAGUCAAUCAAAUCCGCAGUGUUCAACCAGUGGAUGCUGCAUCUACAGUUGUAUCGAAUACAAAUAAUGCAGUAGCAACUGCUCCUGGAACUCCCACUACACCAGGAGGGAGCAAGCUAAGUCCAGGAAAUAUCUUCAAGAAUUUCUUCAAAUCCUUCGUUCCGCCGGUGCGCGAUGAGGAGAGCGAGACCCAGAGGAAAGCCCACGCGAAGAGAGUGAGAGAAACCAGAAGAUCGACUCAAGGUGUAACGUUAGAUGAGAUCAAGAGCGCGGAACAAUUAGUGAAGAAGAAGCAACAGAACAACGAAUCGCCGGUUUUAACGCCAUCCACGCAGCCUACGACUACUACUACUACUGUCAGCAAUACAGCUUCGAUCACAGCUACAAUAACAACCGCAACCUCGCAACCUACCGUUACUACUGCGAAUAAAGUCUCUGAGGAGUCUAAUUUGCCUGAGAGACGACCAUCUUGGCGGUUAAGGGUAGACAAUGGAAGCAAGUUCCAGUUAGAGGAUGCUAAUAAUAAACCAGCUGAUAACACAACGGCCUACAUGAGAAGACCAUCCGGUGGAACUGGUAUACCUAGACCAUCGUCGGCGCCAGUAGAGACUAUUGCCACCAGUAGUACAGAAACUACGAUUACCUUACCACUUAGGAGAUCGUUGAAGCAGCCUGAUGAUAAAGAGCAAGAUAAGGAAAAUGACAGUAGGAACGCACAAGCUACGCAAGCGGUCAUUCAAAGGAGACGUCGGCCUAAAAGGAGAUCAACAGGUGUUGUCCACGUGGACAUGGAUGAAAUUGAUCCUGAGAAACAAGAUAUCACUGCAGGUGGAGACUGUGAUGAUUCCAAAGUCAAUCACAAUGAAGGAACGCAUACUAAGCCAACAACAGCUGCGGGCUUAAGAGCUCAAGCGUCAACAAAUGGGCAAUCAAUUUUUGGAAACAGGUCACGGAUCGGCGGUUUGCUCUCGUUAAAUCAGAAUAAUUUAACGUAUAACACGGGCUUACUCGGCACAAAAAGUCCAAAUCUGUUUUCCGGUUCUAGUUUUCUGAGUAAAAGUAAGAGUAGCGAUUUAUUUCGAAAGAAUCCGUACACGAAUAGCUCGAAUUAUCAAAAUCUCUUCACGACAUAUGGUGGGACAGUAACGGGAUACGGUGGUAUGACUUUACCCUCUCAUACAACUGUCAGUCCCCUGAAUCUGAGUCCAUCUCCUAGUUACAACUAUCUAAAUGCUCGCCCACACAUGCAAAAGACCGAGAGUUUUAACAGAUCCAAAAUAAAACCGAGUCUUAGUAUCAGUUCGAGAAGUUCCAGUCUGCAAAGUUUGACUAGUUCCGAGGGAUAUGCUAGCGGCAACGAUCGUUCUGGGAGAACUAAUAGAUUAGGUUCGAUAUCUUCGUUGUCGGAAGCAUCAUCAGCGCCAAUCAGACUAAAAUCCAAUAGCUCCGAAAACGGUGAAUUAGAUUAUAAAAAAUUAUACGAGGAAUCUCAGGCCGAGAAUGAAAGGUUAAAGGACAAAUUGAAACGUUCCGAUGAGCAACUAAAAGAAGUCAGACAUUUGUUGGAGAAGGCGCAAACCAACCAAAACAAAGUAAUACUUUCCGAGGCAGAGAAAAGGGAAAGGCGAGCCAUGGAAAGGAAACUUUCGGAAAUGGAAGAAGAAUUAAAGGUGAUGGACCAACUAAAAUGCGAAAAUCAGAGGCUAAAAGAUGAAAAUGGCUUGAUCAGAGUAAUCAGCAAAUUGUCCAAAUAA